This is a messenger RNA of Peromyscus leucopus (white-footed mouse), 5585 nucleotides long. It is a transcript of the gene Hgf, whose product is annotated as hepatocyte growth factor. NCBI's taxonomy places the organism in Eukaryota, Metazoa, Chordata, Mammalia, Rodentia, Cricetidae. Gene Ontology annotation, molecular function: signaling receptor binding; serine-type endopeptidase activity. Gene Ontology annotation, biological process: positive regulation of protein phosphorylation; proteolysis; hepatocyte growth factor receptor signaling pathway. The record is from RefSeq and is a predicted model, not a curated record.
AGCACUGCAAGCUCGCAGCCUUGGGCGCCGGGGCUCAUUUGGCAGACAGGCUGCUCCGCGUUCUUCUUAGGCUGCUUCCCCUUCCUCUUUUCCCAGAUAGAUAUGUAAACACACGCAUUUCGUGUUCAAACGGGGGCGAGUUGGUGUUGUGCCUGUGCCUUGACUUCGCGAUUGGGCUGAGCCUUGCUCCUCCCUUCCCUACUCGGAUAGGAGCCACAAGGAUCUGGAGCUCGAGCUUCCAAAUUGCAGCUGGCCUCGGGCCAGGUGACCUUUGCUUUGAUUCUCUCAGCCCGGCAUCCUGCAGAGGGAUCAGCCUGCUGGAACUGCAAGCGUGAUGUGGGGGACCAAACUUCUGCCGGUCCUGUUGUUGCAGCAUGUGCUCCUGCACCUCCUCCUGCUUCCUGUCACCAUCCCCUAUGCAGAAGGACAGAAGAAAAGAAGAAAUACACUCCAUGAAUUCAAAAAGUCAGCAAAGACGACUCUCACCAAGGAAGACCCAUUACUGAAGAUUAAAACCAAAAAAAUGAACUCUGCAGAUGAGUGUGCCAACAGAUGUAUUAGGAAUAAGGGCCUUCCAUUCACUUGCAAGGCCUUUGUUUUUGAUAAGACAAGAAAACGAUGCCACUGGUUCCCUUUCAAUAGUAUGUCAAGUGGAGUGAAAAAGGCGUUUGGCCAUGAAUUUGACCUCUAUGAAAACAAAGACUAUAUUAGAAACUGUAUCAUUGGUAAAGGAGGCAGCUACAAGGGGACUGUAUCGAUCACCAAGAGUGGCAUCAAGUGUCAACCUUGGAAUUCCAUGAUCCCCCAUGAGCACAGCUUUUUGCCUUCGAGCUAUCGCGGUAAAGACCUACAGGAAAACUACUGUCGAAAUCCUCGAGGGGAAGAAGGGGGACCCUGGUGUUUCACAAGCAAUCCAGAGGUACGCUACGAAGUCUGUGACAUUCCUCAGUGUUCAGAAGUUGAAUGCAUGACCUGCAAUGGUGAGAGCUACCGGGGUCCCAUGGAUCACACCGAGUCAGGCAAGACCUGUCAGCGCUGGGAUCGUCAGACACCACACCGGCACAAAUUCUUGCCUGAAAGAUAUCCCGACAAGGGCUUUGAUGAUAAUUAUUGCCGCAAUCCUGAUGGCAAGCCGAGGCCAUGGUGCUAUACUCUUGACCCUGACACCCCUUGGGAGUAUUGUGCAAUUAAAAUGUGCGCUCCCAGUGCUGUGAAUGACACUGAUUUCCCUGUGGAAACAACUGAAUGCAUUCAAGGCCAAGGAGAAGGUUACAGGGGAACCAGCAGCACCAUUUGGAAUGGAAUUCCCUGCCAGCGCUGGGAUUCUCAGUACCCUCACCAGCAUGAUGUAACCCCUGAGAACUUCAAGUGCAAGGACCUUAGAGAAAAUUAUUGCCGCAAUCCAGAUGGGGCUGAAUCACCAUGGUGUUUUACCACUGAUCCAAACAUCCGAGUUGGCUACUGCUCGCAAAUUCCCAAGUGUGACGUGUCAAGUGGACAAGAUUGUUAUCGUGGCAAUGGGAAAAAUUACAUGGGCAACUUAUCCAAAACAAGGUCUGGACUUACAUGCUCAAUGUGGGACAAGAAUAUGGAGGAUUUACACCGUCAUAUUUUCUGGGAGCCAGAUGCGAGCAAGUUGAAUAAGAAUUAUUGCCGGAAUCCUGAUGAUGAUGCCCAUGGACCUUGGUGCUACACGGGGAAUCCUCUUAUUCCUUGGGAUUAUUGCCCUAUUUCCCGUUGUGAAGGCGAUACCACACCUACUAUUGUUAAUUUGGACCAUCCUGUAAUAUCCUGUGCCAAAACAAAACAACUGCGAGUUGUAAAUGGCAUCCCAACACGAACAAAUGUAGGGUGGAUGGUUAGUUUGAAAUACAGAAAUAAACAUAUCUGUGGAGGAUCCUUGAUAAAGGAAAGUUGGGUUCUUACUGCAAGGCAAUGUUUUCCAGCAAGAAACAAAGACUUGAAAGAUUAUGAAGCUUGGCUUGGAGUUCAUGAUGUCCAUGGGAGGGGAGAGAAACGUAAACAGGUCCUCAACGUUUCCCAGCUGGUCUAUGGACCCGAGGGCUCAGAUCUGGUGUUGCUGAAGCUUGCUCAGCCUGCGGUCCUGGAUGACUUUGUUAGUACAAUUGAUUUACCCAAUUAUGGCUGCACAAUCCCUGAAAAGACCACUUGCAGUGUUUACGGCUGGGGCUACACAGGAUUGAUCAACUCGGAUGGUUUAUUACGAGUAGCACAUCUGUAUAUUAUGGGGAAUGAGAAAUGCCGACAGCAUCAUCAAGGGAAAGUGACUCUGAAUGAGUCUGAACUGUGCGCUGGGGCUGAAAAGAUUGGAUCAGGACCAUGUGAGGGAGAUUAUGGUGGCCCACUCAUUUGUGAGCAACACAAAAUGAGAAUGGUUCUUGGUGUCAUUGUUCCUGGCCGUGGGUGUGCCAUCCCAAACCGCCCUGGUAUUUUUGUCCGAGUAGCAUAUUACGCAAAGUGGAUACACAAAGUAAUUUUGACGUACAAGUUGUAAUAUCCAUAGAAGAAGCCAGUGUGUUUGAAGAGUCCAUCAAUACAUAAGGAUUUCAGAGACUUCAAGAUUAAAAUGUCAUCUAAACCAAUCCUAAAAUAACUACUUGAGUGUUGUGAAUGUUCAGGAACUCAUUAAUAUAUGGGUGUGUUCUGUUUUGUUUGUCAGUGUUAUUUUGUAAAUGUUGAAGUGAAUUAAGGUACCUGUAAGUGCAGUAACACAUCUCCUGAAGAUACUUGAACGGAUUAAAAACAUGCAGAAGUGUAGUUGCUAGAUGAUAAAAGAUUUAAAGGUAAAGGUUAAUUAAUCAUUCUAUGCUGCUUGUCAGGGUUGAUAUCUUAAUGAUGAAUUAAUCAUAAGUUAAACAUUAUUUUAACCCCACCAAAACAAUCUGUACCUUGUGUUUUUAACUUGUAACUCUGUAUUAAAUUAUAUUACACUUCAUAUGGCACAUGCUAUACUCCAUUUUUUUGCAACAUAUAUCCUGCAAUACCAGUACACAAACAUCCUUUUACAAAAACACAUGACCAUAACACAUGGCUGAGUACUCAUGCAGCACAUAUCACAGUUUAAACCAUGAAGUAUCUAGUGUAAUCUAUAAAUACUUGGAUGUAUGUAUCUAUAUUUAUUCUAAAAUUUAAGAUUUUUGAAAGAUCAGUGGGAAUAUUCAGGAAAGGUACAGGUAUAAGUGUUGACCCUCUGUACAUAUAGCAUAUGACCUCCACUGGAAAGUGUUCAGAGUCAGGAUAGGACCCAUAGGAUAAAAUAAUGACUAGCUUUGAUGUUUAUUUAUAUUUAUUAUCCUAGUUAUUUUGUGUGCUUUCUAAUUCCUAAAAAGCAGAAAGUACUAAGUGUAUUUGUAUUAUUUCUUUCCUCCAAAUUUGGUCUACUUAUUUAUGCAGGAUAUUGGUUGAUCUAUUUUCUUAAAACAUUUAUUCAGUUUUCAAAUGUGUCUUAAUGAAAAAAUUUAAGUGUCUCUGUCUUCAAAUAUAUAUUUAUAUGGGUUAAUAUUAAACUUGCUGCUGUGAUUGGCUUCUAGCUCACUUUCCUUAAAUUUCAAAAAUGAUUUAGCAUAAAAUAUCCAUGUCUGAAAAGCUUUGUGAAUAUCCCUUCAUUAAAUUUUGCUUUGAAAUAUUUUGGAGAAAAAAAGGAAAAUAAUUUCCUCAACCUAAAAAUUAUUAGCCUUUGAGUAAUAUGAAAAAAAAUAUGAAGUGAAAGAAAAAGUAUUUUUUCUAAAUUAUUUAAUUAAAUUACUUUAAAAUGUAUAAUUAAAAAUCCAAAAAUCAGAUAUGCUAUAAAGAUAUUAUCAUAUUUUCUCAUUUCUUUUGACAAAGCUCUUUCCUAAUGACAUGGAAUAUUCAUUUAAAUUUUAUAAUCUAUAUUAUAAUAUUCAAAUUAUAUUUAUUAUUCUACUUGCCAUGACUAGCUUUGUGUUGUAUAUCCAGAGGUAGGAUAUUAAAAAAAUAAUAAGACAGCUUCUAAGUUCUCAGUCUUCAUGUGUAAAUCAAGAAUAUUAAAAGUUAUAAUUUCAGUGGUUGAAUCCAUUGUUCCCAUUUUUGAGGUCGAAUUCUUUUAAAUUAUUCACAGGCCAAAGAUUCAAUCAAUGCCCUAAUGCAUCCUCACAACUUCUGGAAGUAAAUCCGGAAGUUCUUGCACAAGCUUUGACAUAGGGGUGUGUGUGUGUGUGUGUGUGUGUGUGUGUGUGUGUGUGUGUGAUAUACACACACAUACACAUGCAUAUAUAUUUGUGAUAACAUAGGUACUGUUGAUAAACAGUGGAUGCAGAGAAAUCCAAUGAAUUGCCAGACCAUAUCAUUUUAUAUUCAUUCACAUUUUCUUUCCCUUUUAUAACACGUUCUUUUAACAAAACAGAAAUUUCAAAGAUAUAUUAUUAAAAUAUUAAAGUCCUUUUCAUAGCUUCUUUUUGGAUUGUCUAAAUUUCAGUGCUAUAUUUAAUAAUAUUGGUAAAGCUGUUGUGAUAAUUGCAAUACUUUAACAUACUGACAUUUUACAAUACUUCUUGCAGAGUAUUUUUUUAAUUAUCCAUGAAAAGAGAAACAGAAAUUACCUAGAAACAAUCUGAAAUCAAGUUUUCAGAUACUUUGUAAUCAGUGUUUCUAAUUUUAUAAAAAGUAAACAAAUGCCAGUCCGUCACCAAACAUGGUUUGUUAAGCAGCUCUCUCCAUGAGGUUUUCUUUGCAAUGGGCGAAGUGGAUGGCGUGGAUAGUGGACAAGAUCUAUGGUGUCUUACUUGGUAGGAAAGGGCACAGUUAUUGUGAAAACAAUACUAUGUAUGAGAUGGUUUUCUGUGAAUAAAUUUCAAAGGAAGAAGAGAAAAAAAUUCAACUUAUCUAGAAAUCUCUAUUAUUUUUGUCUCAUGGACAAGAGGGCCUUUUGAAUUAUGAGCUUUCAAGUGGUUUUGUUUUGGCUGAGUAACAGUUAUACACUGUUAUAAUUGUAGAUAUUUUUCUUAUGUCUGCAGGAAUAGAAGUGUAAAACUAAAAUCUUAGUGAUGUGCCUCUGCUGUGCAGAGGGGUGAUAAUUCUUUUGUAUAUUUCUUUAAUGUUAUUGUGAAAUGUAAAGUAGCUUUUACCAAUAUGCUGUGGGCAGGUCCUCGGUAUACUGGUUUCUAGUGAGCUGGUCUUUGUAACAGGUUCUGGCUUGCUAUCUAAGUGUUUCAAGCUAUAGCAAUGGGAAACACUGGUCAGCAAGAAAAAUCACAAUAAUGGCAUGUGUUGGCAAAGCUGUAUUUCACUUAUUCCUGUGGAUAUUUCUUGCUGGUAUCAAGGGUACUGUGCAGAGUGGAUGUUCCAGCUACAACAUCCCUGAAAAAGAGCACUGUCAAGAACUGGGAGUUGCUGUUGGGUAUUUUCUUUCCUUUACAAAACAAAUACUGUCUGUAACAUACAGGGCAUGAAAUAGAAAAUGUCAAUACUAUCUCAUGAUAAGCAUAAGCAAACCUUAAAUUGAUUUAAUGAAGUUCAAAAAUAACUACUUCCAUUCACUCUAUGCAACAACCACACACUUACAUUUAUCGAAAACUCAAAAAAUAAAAGGACUUGAGCAAAGACAA